UAUAGAUCUUGACCGUUGAUCCCAUGUGGCGGCGCAUUAUCCAUUAACCGAAACCAGUGGUUGUAGAGAGUAAAGGUAUGUAAGGCAGAAAGAAGAGUGAUGAUGCGAUGGCGAUGAGCUGAACAGAACAAAACAUGUUGAUGGCACUAACUGUCACAAUAAACAAGUAUGCUUCUUCCAACCUUCAAGCACUUCAUAAGACACACCAACGAAAGCCACCAUCAACGUUAACCACCAUUACCAACAACGUUCAACUUGGAAGGAGAAGCCUGAUCUUAUCCACUUUAAUCGCCACCACCCAAGUUCCCGAAUCUAGGACCCAGCUACUUCAAAAAUAUCUCAAGAAAUCAGAGGAAAACAAGGAUAAAAAUGACAAAGAGAGAUUGGAGAGUUAUUACAAGCGAAACUACAAGGAUUACUUCGAUUUGAUGGAAGGAACUUUGAGGGCAAAGAAUGAUGAGCAGCUUUCGGAUACAGAAAAGGGGCUAACAGAUAUUAUUGGUGGACUAAGGCCUAAAAGUCACCCUCAAUUACUUGAAAAUCCAAAGUGACUCAACUACCGAAUGAUAUGCUACUGUUUAGGUUCACCAGUUACCAUAUUAAAAGUCAAAAUUCAACAUCAUUCUUAGUUCACAAUUUGGGUGCUGAUUGAUGCUGUGAGAACUUGCAUAUUAAAAUUGUGGCAUGUUUAUGAUCAUCAUGAUGAUCCAACAAUGAAAAUAACUAAAGUGAAAAUGUAUAGAACAGCAAAAGAGUCAUACAGUGAAAUCUACCUUUAUACAGGCUAGUAAAUAUAAUCCACUGGUGACUAAUUUCCAAAAUACUUAACCAACUCUAAUAGUGCUUAUCCUGCCCAUGAUUUUGGAACAGUUUGGCACAUCCCCUGUUAUGCUCUGGAGUCAACUUCAUUUAUAAAUUUCA
Molecule: messenger RNA, 921 nt
Organism: Arachis stenosperma
Lineage: Eukaryota; Viridiplantae; Streptophyta; Magnoliopsida; Fabales; Fabaceae
Exons: 4
Coding region: 135-551 (138 amino acids)
Biological process (GO): photosynthesis
Cellular component (GO): photosystem I
Source: RefSeq, a predicted model, not a curated record